CCAAUCCGGGCGGCGGGAUGGCGGCGCUGUACGCCUGCACCAAGUGCCACCAGCGCUUCCCCUUCGAGGCGCUCAGCCAGGGCCAGCAGCUCUGCAAGGAGUGCCGGAUUGCACACCCCAUUGUCAAAUGCACUUACUGCAGGACUGAAUUCCAGCAGGAAAGCAAAACCAACACAAUAUGCAAGAAGUGCGCUCAGAAUGUGAAGCUCUACGGCACACCCAAACCCUGCCAGUACUGCAACAUCAUAGCAGCAUUUAUUGGAAACAAGUGCCAGCGGUGCACAAACUCGGAGAAGAAGUAUGGCCCUCCACACUCCUGUGAGCAGUGCAAGCAGCAGUGUGCCUUUGACAGGAAGGAUGAUAGGAAAAAGGUGGAUGGGAAGCUGCUGUGCUGGUUGUGCACGCUGUCCUACAAACGGGUCCUACAGAAGACCAAAGAGCAGUGCAAACACCUGAGCAGCUCCUCCCGAGCAGGCCUGCAGGAGAAGGAACAGUACAGCAGGCUCAGCAGUGGCAGCCACUACAACAGCCAGAAAACCCUAUCCACCUCUUCUAUUCAGAAUGAAAUCCCAAAGAAGAAAGCCAAGUUUGAUGCUAUAUCUGCCAAUGGUGACAGCGUUCCUUCCUCUCCCGAGAUGCUUUGUCCCCCUAUCCAGAGUGCCCCGUCCACGCUGGCGCCGUGGGCUGCUUCCCAACAGAGUCUCGGUGCCCACCAUUGUCCUGUUUCUCAAGGCACUGACAUCCUGAAUUUUUCUCCAGACCUCGCCCUGGACUCUCCUGGCACUGACCACUUUGUUAUCAUUGCCCAGCUGAAGGAGGAAGUGGCUACUCUAAAGAAGAUGCUGCACCAGAAAGACCAGAUGAUUUUGGAGAAGGAGAAGAAGAUCACCGAGCUGAAAGCUGACCUGCAGUACCAGGAGUCGCAGAUGAGGGCAAAGAUGAACCAGAUGGAGAAGACACACAAGGAGGUCAUGGAGCAGUUACAGGGCCCCUGGCAAGGAUCUGGAGCUCUUUUGCAGCCUAAUAGCAUGUACCUGCAGCAGAACUAAACCUGCUCAAGCAGAAGUCAGCCGACUUAACCAGCCUGGUAAUUACUCAGCACCACAUUCCCUUCCAUUCCUCCCUCAUUGCUGGGCUUUCCUGGGAGCAGUGGGGGCAACAGGCUUUAAAAUGGGCUUUAAAGAACCCCAACACUGAGGAUCUUUAAAUCCUUUCACGCUGUAGUAAGUGAUGUGCUGUAGCUGAGCCAGGAGAGGAGAGCAGCAGCCUUGGGCUGGAGAUGAAGGGAACAAACUGGCAGUGAGACCUGCUCCUUUGGGAUGGAGUUUUUCUCUUUUUCACAAGAUUUCCAUGAAGAAAACUCAGCUGCCCUUUGCCUUCUUCCAAAGGGAAUCUCCAGAGCUCCAGGAGUCCAAAGGUGUUUUGGCUGUAACCCCCGUCCUUACCAGUUCUGGACCAGCUCCACUGUGUUCAGUCCCUGCUCCCAGAGCACGUGGGGAUAGCAGCUCCCUCCUAUUGCUAUUCCCAAAGCUUCCAGAGCAGUGAGGAUCACAAACCAGUAGGAACCAUUGUUUCUAAGGUAUUUAUGCUGGAGAAGACGUGUCCAUCCUCCUUUGGUAUAGAAACACCGAUGGAGCAGGAUGCUCCUGUUGGCCUCGCAGGUGCUGCAGUACCAAGGACCACAUUAGCAGUGACCUCUAUGGCUCCAAACGCUGCAGCUGCAGAGGAAUCUUCUCCCCACAAAGGGGUGGGCUUCCAUCUUCCAGCUCCCCAAGGCUUGGGGCUGGUGGGUUUUCCCACUGGAGGCUGUUAGUGGGGAGGUGUGGGGUGACCAGCCAUGGGGGUGAUCCAGCUCCCACAUCUUCCUACAGGAGUGGGGCAUGUGAGGAAGGGAAACACUUAAUGAUGGGUGUCUUAUCUGCUCCAGGGGCUCCCUAUGGACAGUCCCUGCAUGGUCUCUGCUGCUUCCCUUUGUCCUCAGAGUCCAGGCUGGCCAAAACCACAGACCUGGUGAUGUCCCAAACAGUUGUCCCCAGUCAACCUUGCUGUUUGCUCUAAGGUGACUUAUGUUGAGCAAUAGGCAUUGCCUCUCUGCUCAGCUUCCUUGCAGCUCUUCGACCCAAGCGAGACUUGUCCAGUCAGCGUCUCGAGCACUGUCAGUCCCUAAGGAAUUGCUGAGCAGUCGCUUGUUUCCCAUGAUUGGUGGUGCUGGGAACAGGGUGGUUGGGUUCAGCUCUCGGGUUCCUCUCUCGAGGAAAUGUUGCAUCUCCUUUGUCACCCUUUUUCCAAGGAAUAUUGCAUUGGGCCUCACUGGAAUGCUGCUGUGUGCCUGGGAUCAACCAGCAGGGAGAAACCCUCCUCCAGUUGUAAUUCCUUGAGGAGUAAGUGGGCAACAGAGCCUGGAGCACAAGUCUGAGGAGGAAUGGCUGAGGGACCUGGUGAAGGCUCAGGGGGACCUUAUUGCUCUCUACAAGUACCUGACAGGAGGUUGCAGUGAGGUGGGAUCAGUCUCUGCUCCCAAGAAACAAGGAAUGGGACAAGAGGAAACAGCCUCAAGCUGCACCAGGGAAGGUUUAGAUGGAGACUGGGGACUAUUCCUUCCUCAAAGGGUGCUCAGGCAUUGGAACAGGCUGCCCAGGGCAGUGCUGGAGUCACCGUCCGUUGGAAGUGUUCAAGGCCAGGUUGAACAGGGCUUGGAGCAACCUGCUCUAGUGGAAGGUGUCCCUGCCCUGGGUGUGCUUUAAGGUCCCUUUCAACCCAAACCACUCCAGGAUUCUGGCACCCGCAUGGCAAGGUGCAAACUCUGGUGCUUAUCGGCUGGGAUGGGCUGACCUGGGGCUGUGGAACAGAUGGGAUUAAUUGUGGGCUGCUCUGCUCUUGCUCCCUGCACCAGCGUGCCAGCUCCGGGGAAAACAUCCUCCUGGCACAGCCUUUGCUGUCUUCUGAUGGGAUAUUUUUACAUCGGGUACUUGGCAGCAUCUCCAGCGGGAUCACUGCCUGGAGAGGUGAGCCCACCUCUCACCACAGCCCCGUGGUCCCUGUGGCCCUGUCAACGUGUCACCCUCGUGUCCAGAGCUUUUGGGGGGGGACGGAAAGGGGAGAGCAGAAACAGCAAAACACCCCUAUAAAUAGCAGCAGGGUGUUGGGUGUCUGAGCCGCGCCGGGAAGGGGACAAGGACAAGGAGCAGCCGUCCAGGGGGCAUCUGACACUCUUGGCUGUGCCGCCACAUUGAGUUCAUGCCAUGCUGGGUUAAUGGGCCGGAGCUCGGGCCCGGAGCUGCUGGAAGCUGUUUCCAGGCAAAUCCGGAGUUGUUUGUGCAGCAGCUCCCAUGGGCUGGACUUUGCCGUGUGCAGGCUGCCGAGCAGCAGCAGGCUGUUAUCAGUGCAGCCGUCGGUGGCUGCCCGCGGCGGGGGGAUGAGGGGG
Molecule: messenger RNA, 3424 nt
Organism: Pezoporus occidentalis (night parrot)
Lineage: Eukaryota; Metazoa; Chordata; Aves; Psittaciformes; Psittacidae
Gene: FAM76A
Product: family with sequence similarity 76 member A
Exons: 10
Coding region: 18-1049 (343 amino acids)
Cellular component (GO): nuclear speck
Source: RefSeq, a predicted model, not a curated record